This is a messenger RNA of Pleuronectes platessa (European plaice), 4054 nucleotides long. It is a transcript of the gene map4k5, whose product is annotated as mitogen-activated protein kinase kinase kinase kinase 5. Gene Ontology annotation, molecular function: MAP kinase kinase kinase kinase activity; ATP binding. Bases 492 to 3209 code for a protein of 905 amino acids. The record is from RefSeq and is a predicted model, not a curated record. NCBI's taxonomy places the organism in Eukaryota, Metazoa, Chordata, Actinopteri, Pleuronectiformes, Pleuronectidae. Gene Ontology annotation, biological process: protein phosphorylation. The transcript has 34 exons.
UUUUCCUCCUCGGCUGCUCCGGACACUUCGACUCCUCACGUUGUUGACGCGUCGCUUCGCUUCACACUUCUCACGCGGACCGGGAACCGGGACCUGCACCGGGGCUCUACUGUAAACCCGUCCGCCCGGGGGGGAGGAGAUGACAUGUCGGCGGCUCCGCUCUCAGCUGCCGUGGAUCGUUGCGAGCACUCGAAGCGACAGGAGCCGCUGAAGUUUCCUCGAUAACAAAGGGGCCCCGCUUCUCUGAACUUCUGCGGGACACUCGACGCCGUUUGUCCGCGAACAGAAUCAAACAACAACCCCGUAGUUGGAGGAUUUAAAAAUGCGACACCCGCUCACCUGGACUGUUAAAGGACCUGCAGCUUGGAGAAGAACCAUCUGAGUAAAACUUCUGUCCAGGACAACUUCGCUUACAUCCCCCCAAAAAAACCAGCCUUUCCGAUUGGAUCGAGCCAACUCAAUGUAAAGGGAUCGUCGGGUUACCAGCCACCAUGGAUAUCUUCCCCCGGCCCAGCGGUGAGAUCCAGAGGAGGAACCCCCAGCACGACUUCGAGCUCAUCCAGAGGGUGGGAAGUGGCACAUAUGGAGACGUGUACAAGGCUCGAAACAUAGCAACCGGAGAACUUGCUGCUGUGAAGAUCAUAAAGUUGGAACAAGGGGAUGACUUUUCCAUCAUACAGCAGGAAAUCUUCAUGGUGAAGGAAUGCAUGCACCACAACAUUGUGGCCUACUUUGGGAGCUACCUCUGUCGAGAAAAGCUUUGGAUAUGCAUGGAGUACUGUGGAGGAGGAUCUCUCCAGGACAUUUAUCAUGUGACAGGACCUCUGUCAGAGCUCCAGAUAGCAUACGUCUCCAGAGAGACCAUACAGGGUUUAGGAUAUCUGCACAGCAAGGGCAAGAUGCACCGGGACAUCAAGGGUGCCAACAUCCUUCUGUCAGACAACGGAGAUGUGAAGUUGGCUGACUUUGGAGUUGCAGCCAAAAUAACAGCCACCAUCGCCAAAAGGAAGUCCUUCAUCGGAACACCUUACUGGAUGGCUCCAGAAGUAGCGGCGGUGGAGAAGAACGGGGGCUACAACCAGCUGUGUGAUAUCUGGGCCGUUGGCAUCACGUCCAUAGAGCUGGCCGAGCUGCAGCCCCCGAUGUUCGACCUCCACCCGAUGAGGGCCUUAUUUUUGAUGUCAAAGAGUAGCUUCCAGCCGCCCAAACUAAAAGACAAAAACAAAUGGUCCACUGCCUUCCAUAACUUUGUCAAAGUGUCUCUGACAAAGAACCCGAAGAAGAGGCCCACAGCAGAGAAGCUUCUAUCGCAUGUGUUUGUGGGACAGACGGGUUUGACAAGGAGAGUGGCUGUCGAUCUCCUUGACAGGAUGAACAACCCAGACAACCAUCAGCCUUACAGCGAGGUGGACGAUGAUGACCUGGAGCCCCUCUCUGCCGUCAGACACACCAUCCGCUCCACCAAUAAACAAGCCCGAGCUGAGAGGACGCGCUCAGAGAUCGACUCAAACAAUGGGACACACCAAGGAGGGCCAUGCUCAAGUCCUAGCUUCACUGGGAGACACAGGGGGGACGAAGUCGACAAGGUCCAGUUUGAACCUCCACUCCGGAAGGAAACGGAGGCUCACUCUGAAAUGGAUGUGUGUAAAGAUAAUGACUUCCCUUCCCCCUGGAGUCCCUUCACAGAGGGAGGAAAAACAACCAGGGGACACAUGGCCCAUCUUGAGGACGCAUUUGAAGAAGUAGAGCUGUCAACUCUCAAGCCAGGACUUCCUCCUCCUCUGCCCCCAAAGUCUGCCCCUCAUUCCCAGCCCCGGCUCAACAGUUCGUCGGAGGAGAUCGGCCUCAACGAGGAGAGGUCGCUGACGGUGCGGAGGUUCCCUAACUCGGAGAACGGCCCGAGUCAGGCGGCUCGCAGACUGAGCACCCCCGAGCAGGGAAACAAGGUGGAGCACUCGUCUCCAGAUUUCCUCUCUGUCAGCGUCAGCAGCCCUGGGAUCCUGUCUCAUGCCUCUGAUCCUGAUAAUGACUCGGACGGCAGCGUGAAUGGAGGCAGUCCCCAGCCACCACCCAACCAGCAGCAUCGGAAAGAGAAGAAGGAAUUCCCUAAACCAGCCAUCAACGGGCUGCCACCCACUCCCAAAGUACUGAUGGGAGCCUGCUUCUCUAAAGUGUUUGAUGGUUGCCCGCUGAAGAUCAACUGUGCCACAUCGUGGAUUCAUCCAGACACCAAAGAUCAGUACCUCAUCUUUGGGACAGAGGAUGGAAUCUAUACGCUGAAUCUUAACGAGCUCCAUGAAGCUACGAUGGAGCAGCUGUUCCCGAGGAAGUGCACAUGGCUGUAUGUUAUCAACAACAACCUGAUGUCUUUAUCUGGGAAAACCUUCCAGCUGUAUUCCCACAACCUCAUCGGGCUGUUUGAGCAGCUGAAGAAGCCGGGGCUCGCUGCUCAGUUCCAGACUCAUCGCUUCCCAGACAAAAUUUUACCCAGGAGGUUUGCCUUGACAACUAAGAUCCCAGACACAAAGGGCUGUCACAAGUGUUGCAUUGUGAGAAACCCGUACACAGGCCACAAGUACCUGUGUGGAGCGCUGCAGUCUGGGAUCGUCCUGUUGCAGUGGUAUGAGCCCCUGCAGAGGUUCAUGCUCAUCAAGCAUUUCGACUUCCCUCUUCCCAGCCCCCUGAAGGUGUUUGAGAUGCUGGUGGUGCCGGAGCAGGAGUAUCCUCUGGUGUGUGUGGCCAUUAGCCUCGGCACCGAGCCGGGUCAGGUGGUCCGCUUUGAGACCAUCAACCUCAACUCCUGCUCCUCCUGGUUCACAGAGAUGGGAACAACGAAUCAGCAGGUGGAUGCGAUCCACGUCACCCAGCUGGAGAGAGACACAGUGUUGGUGUGUUUGGACCAAAAUUUGAAGAUUGUUAAUCUCCAGGGCAGAUUGAAGUCCAACAAGAAGCUGGCGUCUGAGCUCAGCUUUGACUUCUGCAUUGGAUCUGUUGUGUGCCUUCAGGACAGUGUCCUGGCCUUCUGGAAACACGGCAUGCAGGGAAAGAGUUUCAAGUCCAAUGAGGUGACCCAGGAGAUCUCUGAUCCAAGCAGAGUCUUCCGUCUCCUCGGAUCCGACAGGGUGGUGGUUCUGGAGAGCCGACCCACCGACAACCCCACGGCCCUGAGCAACCUCUACAUCUUAGCAGGUCACGAGAACAGUUACUGAUCCGUCAACGCGGACUGGACAGGUCUUAGAGAAGAAUAAGAUGCCUCUUGUUUUUGGGAGAAUCUUUUGUUACUGAUGGUGGGAUCGGCAGGUCAGUAAAAAGGGGGCGGGGCGUCUUCCGACUGGGCCCAUGAGCAGCCUUACACCAGCAACUGUAGCUCCCACCAGAAAACUGUUCUGAAUACAAACCCGUUGUUAUUUUCCUUACUCAUCUGUACUGUGGACUGAUAGGUCAUCUAGAGAAUGAGAAACAAGUGCCAUGAUUAAAAAAAAUUCACAAGGAUUUUUGUGAUUGUAUUAAAACGAUGGGAGAUUCUUGGUGUUAACGUCUGAAACGUGUCACAUGAUCACCGCCGGGCUCGAGGAGAGUUUUUUUUUUACAACUUUCCUAGUCAAACUUAUUGACCCAGUUUAAACAGAACCUCAUGAGCCGUGUGGGUUAUUUAAGCAAUAUUUAUUAACCUCAUGUUCAGUGAUGUGUUGGAUUGACAGACCGUGUGAGGAUUAACUACCUAGUUCCCGAGCAGCUUCUGGUUAUUUUCUACCGCUAUGUAAUAAAGCCGCUUUAUCUCUCCUGCUCUGCUGCAUUUUUUUUUUUUUUUUUUUUAGAAAAUGGACAUAAUGUACAUGUGUUUUUUUUUCCCCCUUUACCCUGCUCUCUUUUAUAGACCUUUUAAUUCUCAUUAUUUGCACCAUGUAAGCACUUUUGUACAUUUUUUUUAAUUUAAAAUAAAAAUGACAAAAUGAGGGACGAUGCUAGGUUUUGUUAACAUCUGUCCAUUCCCUUCGCCAGCUGUUCGAUGUAUGCUGUUUUUGUAAUAAAAAAACGCUGUUGUUAACAAGAA